Messenger RNA from Coregonus sp. 'balchen', 17913 nucleotides. NCBI's taxonomy places the organism in Eukaryota, Metazoa, Chordata, Actinopteri, Salmoniformes, Salmonidae. The record is from the annotation of a GenBank genome assembly.
AAGAAAACCGGGAUUACGCUAUGACUACGAAAGAGAGAAUUCAGCGCCGGUUCCCUGGCAAGUUCAUGGAGCUCUGCGAACCCUGCUUCCAUCGCAGUCCACGGCACAUCUCCUGGAAGGGCAACAACUUGAAGUGCAAUUCCAGACACAGGCACAUUUGGAAGGCAACUCUAGUUCUUUGUGACAAGCAAAAUACACUGUUGUAUGAGGAGGUCAGGCCGCUGCCCAUCCUGCCCCACUUGAACAUCCGCUCAUGGCAGUACUGUAAGUAUGUUGAGAAGGGUGAGCAAUGCUGGCAUGGCGCUCAUCGAUGCUGGUUUGCACACAGUGAGGUAGAGAUGACCGUGUGGACAGCUGAGAGCCAGGAGGGGUUUGUUCGCUCUGAGCUGCUUCUGGCUGUACAUAAACAUCAGCCGGUGGCAGCAGCUUCUCUGUCUCCGACCCAGCACUACUGCAAAGCCUGCAGUCUAUCGUUUUCUCAAUGGGGAUGUUACCAGAACCACCUCAACACGUUCAACCACAUCAAAAGGACCAGCGAGUAUAACAAUGAGACAACGACUGAGUGGAAGUAUCGAGACCCACCUCAAACCAACCAAGCCUACAAAUUGUGUGAAAGGUACAUUACACCCAGUCAGUAUCACACAACACAUACACUGAGUAUACCAAACAUUAGGUUCACCUUCCUAAUAUUGAGCUGAUCCUAUUCAUCAGACACUUAUAGUUGGAUAUCUAAUGUGAUUCAUAAUAACAGCAAUUAACAUUUCUAAAACAUAAAAUGUAAUGUAAUUUAUCCAUAGGAGGGCCUCUACAUGUGAGCUUGGGAGCAACUGUGUUGAUGCUCACUCAGCGGAAGAACUACAGGAGUGGCGCACAAGAGACAAGACUGAUCGGAAGACAGUUAUUGCUGCUGAAGAGCAGGGUUUACUGUCAUACCAGGACAAUCUACUGAGAGAGUACAGAGCUAGCAUCAACAAGGCUGUUAUUGUAAGGCCAUUUCUAUUAAAUAUACAGUGCCUUCGGAAAGUAUUCAGACCCCUUGACUUUUUCCACCAUUUUGUUACGUUACAGCCUUAUUCUAAAAUGGAUUAAAUAAAUAAAAAUCCUCAGCCAUCUAUACACCAUACCACAUAAUGACAAAGCGAAAACAGUUUUUUAUACAUUUUUGCAAAUGUAUUAAAAAUAAAAAACCGAAAUACCUUUUUUACAUAAGUAUUCAGACCCUUUGCUAUGUGACUUGAAAUUGAGCUCAGGUGAAUCCUGUUCCAUUGAUCAUUCUUUAGAUGUUUCUACAACUUGAUUGGAGUCCACCUGUGGUAAAUUCAAUUGAUUGGACAUGAUUUGGAAAGGCACACACCUGUCUAUAUAAGGUCCCACAGUUGACAGUGCAUGUCAGAGCAAAAACCAAACCAUGAGGUGAAAGGAAUUGUCCGUAGAGCUCCGAGAUAGGAUUGUGCCGAGGCACAGAACUGGGGAAGGGUACCAAAAAAUGUCUGCAGCAUUGAAGGUCCCCAUGAACACAGUGGCCUCCAUCAUGUGGCCUCCCAAUGGUCACUCUGACAGAGCUCUAGAGUUCCUCUGUGGAGAUGGGAGAACCUUCCAGAAGGACAACCAUCUCUGCAGCACUCCCCCAAUCAGGCCUUUAUGGUAGAGUGGCCAGACGGAAGCCACUCCUCAGUAAAAGGCACAUGACAGCCCGCUUGGAGUUUGCCAAAAAGGCACCUAAAGACACUCAGACCAUGAGAAACAAGAUUAUUUGGUCUGAUGAAACCAAGAUUGAACUAUUUGGCCUGAAUGCCAAGCGUCAUGUCUGAAGGAAACCUGGCACCAUCCCUAAGGUGAAGCAUAGUGGAGGCCGCAUCAUGCUGUGGGGAUGUUUUUCAGCGGCAGGGACUGGGAGAAUAGUCAGGAUUGAGGCAAAGAUGAACGGAGCAAAGUACAGAGAGAUCCUUGUUGAAAACCUGCUCCAGAGCGCUCAGGACCUCAGACUGGUGCAAAGGUUCCCCUUCCAACAGGACAACGACCCUGAGCACACAGCCAAGACAACGCAGGUGUGGCUUCAGGGACAAGUCUCUGAAUGUCCUUGAGUGGCCCAACCAGAGACCGGACUUGAACCCGAUCGAACAUCUCUGGAGAGACCUGAAAAUAGCUGUGCAGCAACGCUCCCCAUCCAACCUGACAGGGCUUGAGAGGAUCUGCAGAGAAGAAUAGGAGAAACUCCCCAAAUACAGGUGUGCCAAGCUUGUAGCGUCAUACCCAAGAAGACUUGAUGCUGUAAUCGCUGCCAAAAGUGCUUCAACAAAGUACUGAGUAAAGGGUCAUACUUAUGUAAAUGUAUAUAUAUUUUAAUUGUUUUGCUUUGUCAUUAUGGGGUAUUGUAUGUAGAUUGAUAGGGAGGGGAGAACAAUUUAAUCAAUUUUAGAAUAAGGCUGUAAUGUAACAAAUUUUGGAAAAAGUCAAUUGGUCUGAAUACUUUCCGAAUGCACUGUACUCGCAAUCAACUUUAAAAUUGACACGUUAUAAGAUUUCAGUUGCCUUUAAUACUGUACUGGUCAGGUAAAAUACAACUCAUUUCCUGGUUCUGAGAGUCUACUGCAGCGACCUAUCGUUCUACGACUAACGCACUGAUUUAUAUUUAAUUUAAUUUAAAGAAACAGAACACAAUUUGAAGAUGUGAUACAAAACCACUUUGUGUUCAUCACAGAGGGACAAACUUUAAAUUAGAUAGAAGCUGAGACCGUGACGAAUCAAUAGAGUGACAAAUAAACUCUAUGGUACGUUCACAGCCCUGCAGCGCAAUGCAGCUUGAGUGCCUGUAAUGUACAAAUUGAUGGACAGUCCUAUCAGCAAAUUAGUGUUAAGGCGGGACUACCGAGCCUCCAAUGGCUGUGGAUAUGUAACCCAAUACCCCAGAGUCAUUCCAUGCCAACUGUUUUGAAGCAGGGACACAGUCAGAACUGUCAUGAAGCGAUUUGGUCUAAGACACGUUUAUUUAUAAGCGAAUUACGUUGAUAAAAAUUACAUUUACACUGCAUAAAAUAUUACAAGCUUUUUAACACAAACAAACAUUCUGUGCCAUUGUGAUUAUACCGUCCAUUUUCAGAUGUCUGAGGCAGUGUCUGGUGUGAAUAUCAGCUGUGACAAGGACCUGAUGAUUUCAGGUCAAAGAGAAAAUGUGCCGCUGACAUGGAAGUUCAGAAUACAGUCGGAGGUAAGGCUAACAUACCAUUAUUACCUUGUUGUACUUAAAAGAGUACUCCAUGUAAAGUCGCCACUCAGUCCUGCAAAUGUUAUGGACGUCAAGAUGCUUGCUUAGCGAGUACGACUCCCCCCUGAUUAGGCUCAUACCUGGCUCGAACUUGGGACCUCUGCUUUGCUAAAACACGUGACCGCCUUUUUCCAGUUACAGUGUAGUAUAACUGCAGUUCAACUACAGUACACUGCAGUUAUUAUGCAAUUACUGCAUCCAAAAUACCACAGUCCACUGCGUCUUUAUAUCGGACGACCCCUUACAAAAAAAGAUUGCAGUAGGGUCCCACCGCCUUUGAUUGCAUUUCAAGGUAAUUAUGAGGAAGUCAGUUUACCAGUUCUAUUCAAUGGUCGUGCAUUUGCAAUAUAAUUAUUUCACAAAAAUAAACGUAUUAAUGAUUUUUUUUGCAGCCUUAAGCCGAUGUCACACGAAGCAAUCUGGACGCGAUUUAUGUUGCUUGGAACAAAGUUGCAUCUGGGUUGCUCAGUGUGUCACCCCAAAUUAGUUGCAUUGCAUCACAAGAUAUAGAAAUCCAUCCUAUUUCACGCAAAUUAAUGUAUGCAAUGUCCAAUCAGUCAGCAAAAAAAGGUUUACAUGACUCGUCAUAUCGUUCUGUUCAGAACUCUGACCCAGUUGUCAUGUCAACACAGCUGUUGCAAACCAUGACACAAUUCCAAAUAGGAAAUGUAUAAAACAUUCUAGACACCAUGGCUAGUCAUGGUUUAUGUACAUAGUCUGGCAGUCAAUACAUUUUAUUUUAAAAGUGAACCCAGACCUUUCUCUGUCCAGUUUUAACUGACAUUGUCCAGCAUGAAUUGCACUAGCUAGCUCAUCACUAGCUUGGUUAGAUUUGACACAAGGCCAGUGCUCUUGCAUUUGGUCUAUUUUGAUGCUGUUACAAUUACCAAAUGUUUGUAUAAGCAAAUCAUUUAUGAAACCAUGAUGUGAUGUAUGACAAGAUUGGAUGUAUGCAAUUGCGUUUGAAUUGCUUUGUGUAGAGGCAAAGUUGCUUGAGAUGAUGUCACUUGCAACUUCCAUCUGCAACAGAAAUUGUGUCCAAAUUGCUUAACUCACAAGAUUGUAGUAGUGGCAUCCUAAUGAAUUGUGUCCAAUGCUUUUUUACAGAGACUACUUGCACAUAUAGCGUUACUGAAACAGGAACCUGGGGCCUCUUUCUCCCUGGAUGAAAACAGUCCUGAGCCCUGCACUUACUCCACGAGUGAACAGUUCUGUAACUCAGACAUGACCUAUGACAUCACCGUGUCCUUCAAGUCCAACAACCCGGGUCUUUACGAACAGUGGUUGGUGUUUGACUUUGACACAAGGCCAGUGCUCUUGCAGAAACUCAAGGUUGACGUUGGAAAAGAGCCUUCCAUUCAUCUAGUGGCGCCACCACAAGACGAAAUCCAUCCAUCUUUAAAUCAAGAACGCUGGCAUCAGGGGAACAGGGACAUCAUCCCAUACUUGGAGAAGACAGAGGCACAGGAAAAGCUGCUUAAGGAAUACGAGCAUCAGAUUAGCAUGCUGUAUAAACCACUUGAUGACUGCAACACGCCCAUUAAUCACCAGAACUACAAAGAGAGAAUGCACAGCUUCCUGUACACAGAGGAGCAGGCAGAAGAUCAGGUGGUUUCAAGGUAAUGAUAGCAAUUAGAGUAUUUAUUGAAUACUAUAUAGUAAAACAUCUACAUUGGUAAAUAUACAUGAGUUAAAAUGGCAAUCAACCUACCUAAAUCUUUCCACAUUCUAUACAAUUUUAAGACUCAAUGUUCGAGCGACCAUCACCUUGUCGGUCAACCUAGAGGCCACUGUAGACGACCCUCAGUUUGGGAUGAAGAUAGCUCCUUUGGGGGAACUAUUCUGUGCCGUCUCAGUUCCUUAUAAUCUCACCCCAGACACCCCAGAGGGUUUGAUGCUGAGACGAAGCAUCCAGUCAGCUCUCAUAGCACCAGUAUCUUCAGAUAAUCAAAGUCACAAGGUCUACGAAGCCAUCAUCCUCAGAGACGCCACCAGUGAGAAUAAAAUGCACUUGCAGCUGUCUAAAAGAUGCUGCUCUGACCUGAAGCUCCAAAGAAAUGAAACAUGUGAAAUGGAAGUCCAGUUCCAGCUGAAUCGUCUGAAGUUCUGUGAGAUGCACAAAGCCAUAGAUCUCCUUCCAGACACAGAGAGAGUGUUGCCAGACUUCAGGAACUGCAGUGUCCCUGUGAGCAAAACACAGCAAAAUUACAACCUCAAUGCAAGGCAGCAAGCAGCUAUGGAAUUUAUCGUUGGAGAUACUGAUGGAGGAGGGAGCGUGGCACCACUCCUCAUUUAUGGACCAUUUGGAACUGGGAAAACCCUUACUCUCGCUACGGCAGCCAAGGAGCUGCUACGGCAGCCUCACACCAAAGUACUGAUCUGCACCCUUACAAACAGGUAGGAGACAGAGGAUUUGAUGUAAGUCGCUCUGGAUAAUUAUAAUAUCGGUUAUUCAAUGGGUUGACUAUACAGUAUGUGGCCUCGAAAUGUUCAAUAAUUAUGUUUAUAAUCGUAGCAAGUAUAUGUAACUAGAGCCUGGUAGAAGUUAUGAAAAGUAUUUUUAUUUUUUAUAGUUGGAACAUGCUAUCCUUAUUAACCUGGUGAAUUAUUAUUGUUGGUACAAAAGUACAUUGUAAGUGAAGCCAUAGAAGAGAUUACACUCAUUAUUUUCUUCAGUUCUGCAGAUUUGUAUGUGAAGGGUCAUUUCCAUGAGUGUGUCAACUCUGGAGAACUUGAAAUCAAACUUCUUAGAAUAAAGGCAGAAGAAUCAUCCGUACAAUCUACUGAUGAGAUCACCUUACAGUACUGUCCUCGUUCCGAAAACGGCCAAUUGUUCUCCCUCCCUGACAAAGAUACAGUGGACUCCUGUAGAGUGGUCAUAACAACCACUGCAAUGGCAAGGCACUUACAUGACCUGAAGCUCCCUGACGGCUACUUCACCCACAUCCUGAUUGACGAAGCCUCCCAGAUGCUUGAAUGUGAAGCUCUGAUGGCCCUUGGUCUGGCUGGGCCAGUAACUCGAGUGGUUCUAGCUGGAGAUCACAUGCAGAUGGGGCCUAAGCUCUUUUCAGUGGAUGAUGACCAACGCUCCAAUCACACCUUGCUGAACCGUCUGUUCCACUACUAUCAAGCCCAGGAGAGUAGUGCAGCUUUGAAAAGCAGAAUCAUUUUCAACGAGAACUAUCGCUCCACAAAAGAGAUAGUAGAAUUUGUGUCCACUAACUUCUACGUUGGCAAGUCUGAUGCCAUCAAGGCUGUAGGUAAUGUUCCAGCUCAUCCGAACUGCCACCCCCUGAGGUUCCACCAUGUCAGAGGAGAAUCUCACUUGGACAACACAUCCAUGUCGUGGUUUAACCGUAAAGAGGUUGCAUCCGUGGUUGAAAUAGUGCAAAAUCUGCUCAGAGAUUGGCCACCCGCAUGGGGAAAUCAGGAUCAAAGCUCAAUUUGUGUCCUGUCUGAAGGAUGCCAGGUAAAUUGGCUUUUGAACAUACCACCAUUUUUAUCAUGUAUUUCUUGAGCAAAUGAUAAUCUAUUGACAAUAUUGUAUUUGAAGUCUUACAUGUUGUAAUUGUAUUUUUUGUGACAUAUAUUGGUUCAUAGGUUUCACUGAUCCGGAAAGAGCUUCGGAAAAAAAGACAUGGCCAAGUGACUGUGGAAAAUAUAGCCAAUGUUCAAGGUAUAUUUUGACUGUGAUUUUGACUUUCAUAUAACCCUUUCCUUGAACAUAAUAAUGGGUUGUAUACUACACUGCUCAAAAAAAUUAAGGGAACACUUAAACAACACAAUGUAACUCCAAUUCAAUCACACUUCUGUGAAAUCAAACUGUCCACUUAGGAAGCAACACUGAUUGACAAUACAUUUCACAUGCUGUUGUGCAAAUGGAAUAGACAACAGGUGGAAAUUAUAGGCAAUUAGCAAGACACCCCCAAUAAAGAAGUGGUUCUGCAGGUGGUGACCACAGACCACUUCUCAGUUCCUAUGCUUCCUGGCUGAUGUUUUUGUCACUUUUGAAUGCUGGCGGUGCUUUCACUCUAGUGGUAGCAUGAGACGGAGUCUACAACCCACACAAGUGGCUCAGGUAGUGCAGCUCAUCCAGGAUGGCACAUCAAUGCGAGCUGUGGCAAGAAGGUUUGCUGUGUCUGUCAGCGUAGUGUCCAGAGCAUGGAGGCGCUACCAGGAGACAGGCCAGUACAUCAGGAGACGUGGAGGAGGCCGUAGGAGGGCAACAACCCAGCAGCAGGACCGCUACCUCCGCCUUUGUGCAAGGAGGAGCAGGAGGAGCACUGCCAGAGCCCUGCAAAAUGACCUCCAGCAGGCCACAAAUGUGCAUGUGUCUGCUCAAACGGUCAGAAACAGACUCCAUGAGGGUGGUAUGAGGGCUCGACGUCCACAGGUGGGGGUUGUGCUUACAGCCCAACACCGUGCAGGACGUUUGGCAUUUGCCAGAGAACACCAAGAUUGGCAAAUUCGCCACUGGCGCCCUGUGCUCUUCACAGAUGAAAGCAGGUUCACACUGAGCACAUGUGACAGACGUGACAGAGUCUGGAGACGCCGUGGAGAACGUUCUGCUGCCUGCAACAUCCUCCAGCAUGACCGGUUUGGCGGUGGGUCAGUCAUGGUGUGGGGUGGCAUUUCUUUGGGGGGCCGCACAGCCCUCCAUGUGCUCGCCAGAGGUAGCCUGACUGCCAUUAGGUACCGAGAUGAGAUCCUCAGACCCCUUGUGAGACCAUAUGCUGGUGCGGUUGGCCCUGGGUUCCUCCUAAUGCAAGACAAUGCUAGACCUCAUGUGGCUGGAGUGUGUCAGCAGUUCCUGCAAGAGGAAGGCAUUGAUGCUAUGGACUGGCCCGCCCGUUCCCCAGACCUGAAUCCAAUUGAGCACAUCUGGGACAUCAUGUCUCGCUCCAUCCACUAACGCCACGUUGCACCACAGACCGUCCAGGAGUUGGCGGAUGCUUUAGUCCAGGUCUGGGAGGAGAUCCCUCAGGAGACCAUCCGCCACCUCAUCAGGAGCAUGCCCAGGCAUUGUAGGGAGGUCAUAUAGGCACGUGGAGGCCACACACACUACUGAGCCUCAUUUUGACUUGUUUUAAGGACAUUACAUCAAAGUUGGAUCAGCCUGUAGUGUGGUUUUCCACUUUAAUUUUGAGGGUGACUCCAAAUCCAGACCUCCAUGGGUUGAUACAUUUGAUUUCCAUUGAUAAUUUUGGUGUGAUUUUGUUGUCAGCACAUUCAACUAUGUAAAGAAAAAAGUAUUUAAUAAUAUUAUUUAAUUCAUUCAGAUCUAGGAUGUGUUGUUUAAGUGUUCCCUUAAUUUUUUUGAGCAGUGUAUAAAAACUUUGACAUGUUGUUUUCAUUUCUUAACAGGCAAACAGUUCAGGGCAAUAGUAUUGACAGCCGUUCAAACUCGUGACAGCCUCCUUUCCUCUGACUCACCUUGUCACCAGUUUUUCAACGAUGCUCGCGUGCUGAACACGGUCAUGACUAGGGCUCAAUCCCAGGUUGUUGUGGUUGGAGAUGCUGCUGCUCUUUGCUACUUUGGGAAAAGCUCAAGGAUAUGGAAAGCCUACAUAGACCACUGCAUCAGCAAACACAGUGCAGAUCCGCAAACCCUUACUGAAGAUUACUUGAAACAGGAAGUAAGAGAGAUUUCAAGAUUUUUCAAAGGGGAUGAGGAGGACAACAGUGAUAGUGAGUCAUCAAUAUCUGAGAUACCUGACAUAGAUGAUCCAAUACUGAGGGAGCUUCUUGACGAGGGUAAAGAUGUACGACUCACUGUAACAGCUGACGGCCUGUUGGGUAUCACCCAGGGGAAGCCAAUUGUCAACCCAUUAGAUGGAUUUGAGAUUAACACAAGCCAAGAAAGCUCCCCUUUGUAUCUUCAGGCAUCGAUAAAGAGAGACCCGAGUAUCUACAAACACUGUCACUUGAAUUUGGAGAGGUUUGACUCAGGCUACGCCAUACCUCUUGAAGAGCCCUCCCUCUGCAUUUCUAUCAAAGGUAGAAAGAAUCUUGGUCGUUCUUUUCCUGGAGAUCAGGUUAUUGUGGAGAUCUUGGACAAUGAGUGCCAUCCCCCAAAUGGGAAAGUGUUAGAUGUGCUGAAGGUUAAAAAUGCCUCCAUGUUGUUUGUCUGUACCAUUGAUAACCAUGACACCCAGGUGAUGACACCCAUCAACAACUGCAUCUCCAAAAUUUACACCCCAUUUUGGAGGGACAAGCCAAACUACAUUGCAGUGCGAAAACUGGAGGAUCUGAGAUUUGAAGAGUUUGUGAAGAUAAAUGAGGAAUCCAAAAGAAACAAUCUCUUUGUUGUCAAAGUCUUGAAGUGGCGAGAGCAAUUUCGAUACCCUUUAGGAGUUGUCGUAAAAGUCCUUCCCAAAGUGACAUCUUUAGAUAGUGGACUAGAAGUAUUGGACAUAGAGUAUCAACUGACAAGGGCCCCUCCUGUCGAGAAAGACCAUGAAAUUGUCAAGGAACUGAACACAGAUACGCAAAGUCGAAUGGAUUAUCGAAAAUUCACAACCUUUACAAUUGACCCAGCACAUUCCAAGGAUCUUGAUGAUGCAAUCAGUGUAAGAGAUUUAGAUGAACAAUAUGAGAUUGGAGUUCACAUUGCUGAUGUUGCAAGCCUUGUGACCAAGGACAGCCCAUUGGACAAAAAUGCACAACAGAAUGGAACUGCUUUUUAUCCCCCUGGAAAAGAGCCUGUUUAUAUGUUCCCACAUUGUCUGAGCACCAAGGAUUUCAGUCUACUCCCUGGAUAUGAACGAAAUGCCAUAUCAUUGAUGGUGGAACAUUGACAAGAAAACGGACCGCAUCAAGACAAGUAAGUUUAGCCUAUCUGUAAUAAAGUCAGAUAGAAAGUUGUCAUAUGAGGAAGCUGAAAACAUCAUCCAAAACUCUGCUGAUAAUGGCCAACGAUAUGACACUUUGGAGGGCUGCCUCGCUAAAGCAUGUCACUUCUCUGAGGUUCACAGAAAGGACAGGAAACUGGAAGACUGGUGCUAUAAGUCACCUGAUGAUGAUGUAAUCGUUGGUAGAAGACGGUCUCAUAAGAUGGUGGAAGAGCUCAUGGUUAUGUUUAACCACGCUGUCACUGAACUGUUGCUGAAAGAUGCAAAGACAGUUAGCUGCACCCCAGUCAGAUGCCAAGACAAGCCAAACACAGAGAAGCUUUGUCAACUAAAAGAAAAAUACAGUUAUUUGAUUCCCCUGUCCAUUCAUUUCUGCCACUGCAUUGAUCAGAUUGGUAACGUUGAUGAUAACCAGAGGGAUGCGGUUUCUAAGCCUUACCCAGGUUUGACCAAUCAGAUGCUUGCAACGGGAGCAGAGAAGAAAGCCCAUCGGGGUCAAGUUGUCCAGCCAUCUGAGACAUUCUCUCUGUUAACAUCCAUUGUGAGGAGUCUUGAGGCAGCACUGCAAGACAAGGAUAUCCCUAGAAUUGUGGACCUGAUAACAACUGAUGACAUUCAUCCCCAGCUACUGCCUGUGAUCCUUGAAUUCAGGAAGACGAUCCGUAGAGCAUAUGUUCUACGCUCUAACUCAACGUACCUAUCUAGAGUUGGCCACUAUGACCUUCAGCUUGAAAGCUACACUUGGGCUUCCUCGCCCAUUCGUCGGUACGUGGACGUUAUUGUUCAGAGGCUCCUGCACUCAGUUCUUGAAAACAAAGCAGUCAGGUACACUUCUUUGGAAAUUGACCAGUCCUGUCUGAGUUUUUCUGAAAGAUCUGAUAAGCAAAAGAUGUACGAGAAGAAAGCUCGUUGCUUGAGUCUUGCAACGCAGCUGAACAAUCAAAGUGCACAGAAGGUAGCCUUUGUCAUUGAUGCCUCCCCAGUUGGAAAGAGUUUAAGGGUGUAUUUUCCAUUUAAUCGAACCUCAAUGCCAGACGUAAUCCAUAUCAUGUAUAGGGAUCUGCAGUUAACAGACCAACCAGAGUACAAUGAGCAUGACAACCAUGUGGUUCUGAAAUGGAAGAGAAGAGUAUACUCCUUCACAAAUGAGAACAUCCACGCUGAACUGCAACAACAGUUGCCUCAUCCAUUUGUGACAUCAGUGCCAACAGACUUGUGGAAAGGGAUGCUGUCAGCUCUGAAGGAGAAGAACUGGGACAUCGUGUUCCAAUCCUUACAGACCAUCAGCUCAAGUGUCAAUGAUAACCAACAGGUCUGCUCAGGUCUGCUCCAAUAUACACCAACGAUGGCCAGAACCAAUCCAAAUCCAGGUCAUUACAUUGAAUUGCCAUUGAGGGUAAAGCCUGGUGAAACACUUGAGGUGCAACUGGGCACUGACACACAGCGGGGAUUAUUAAUACCUGUGGUUCAGAUGCUUGUUGUACGUAACAAGUUUGAGAUUUGCUUGGAACACUCAAAAGACCCAACUCUGUGUUUCUCCAAGUAUGCACUCCAUUCGUCGAAGCAAACAUACACCACUUACUGGGACUAUCAGAAGAUAUGGAAACCAUUGUGUGAGAUGGAGUCAGCCUCCAAUGCUGUAGCAGAAAAUGACAGCAUUGUCCUUGAAGAUGUGCCUUUGACAUGGAAACAGAUACAGAAGGAGAGACAACUUGGUGGAUACUUCCAGUUGCCACUUGAGAAGAUGAAACAGUGGGCCAUUGAGUACGGUCUCAAACACAGCUUUCUGUGUAUCCGGAUGAGGUACCAAAAUCGAGCAGAUUUGACAAACAAUGGCGCUGAUGAUGAUCAGCAUGUGGACCUCACCAAUAUCCCAUCUCUCAUUUGGGUUGCUCAUGGAAUAACCACUGGGGUCACUGAUGAGGAAGAAGCUAAAAAGCUCCUCUAUGUCCAGAUAGACUUCCGGAUUAAUCACAUGUCCAUGGCCAAGAUUCCAGAGAGGGUCUUCGGGAAAGAUACUAAAUUCACAGUGGAAUUGAUUCCAAAGCUGCUACCUGAUGUGUAAGUAUUUGGACUAUUUAAUAUUCUAAUACAAAUGUGUUUGUAGCGUCAAAAGAAGAUAAGAUGUGCAAUUAAAUGAAAGAUUUUGUGUUAUUUUCAGGCGUAAAGAGACUGCCGUCACUAACCUCACUCAGGCUAACGAACUUGUGAAGGACAUUGCUCUUGGCAAGAGGACAAACUCAGGUAGAUACACCUAACACAUUUUACCUCAGAACACUACACAAGCCACCAUCUAUACCCAGCAAAUUCACUCUCUGUUGAAUUUUUAUACAUUUUUAGUUUUAACUUUGACAAAUAUAUUCACGGUAAAUUCAUGUCUCAUGUCUGCUUGUAAUAAGUGAGGUUGUGAGGUUGUUAUGAAAUGAUCAGGCAUGAAACAUUUUUUGUGGUAUUGUUUUACACAGCACCUGUAACUAAAGAGCUGAGACCUGCCAGGUUUGAGAUCAAAGGUCAUUCCUCCGUCAAGUUUCCUAUUCUGAAUAGCAGCCAAACCAAAGCUAUUAAAGAGGCCCUCGACAACCGAUUCACUCUCAUUCAGGGGCCACCAGGUAAGCACUUGGAUGUUUUACAAAGCCUAUAUUACCUUUCUCAUCAUGCAGUUCAGUUAUAAUCUUAAUACAUUCUAACCAUUUUCUUAGGCACUGGGAAGACGGUGGUUGGAGUCCACCUUGUUUAUUGGUUCUUUCUGCAAAACCAAAAAGUCCCAAACCACAUAAGGCCUAAAGCAGCUAAUGGGUCUUCAAAGAGGAGGUGCAUUCUAUAUUGCGGACCCUCUAAUAAAUCGGUGGAUGUUGUAGCUGGUAAGAAUCCCCCCCCCCUUCUCCUUACAUUAUGUUAGGUAUGGCUUCAUCUGCAAUUGAUUUCAAUGUGGGCCUGUGUCACUGUCUCUUUUUGUGAGGUCUCAGUGAGUCAGAUACGUUUGCAGUCAGAUAACCAUACCACUGUCAUAGCACCAGUACUUAACUUGGGCAGGAGCUUACCGGAACUGACUACCAGCACCUCAAAUUGUCUUCUGCAUGAGUUCCUGCACCUCCUAUAGAAUAUUAGCUCAAAAGUAUUGAGGAGUUCAUGCACCUAAAUAUUAACAGUACCGGCACCAAAAUGAGUACCGGCACCUAUUUCAGUCCUUAAGUCAAGCACUGCAUAGCACUAAAACUUGUCUCAUCAUAUUUGUCAAAGGUCAACUUCUGAAACUCCGGGAGGUGUUGAAGCCACUCCGAGUUUACAGUGAGCAGAUGGAGAUGUUGGAGUUUCCUUACCCUGGCAGCAACUUGAAGCUGUCACGCAGGUCAAUCAGGGAGGAGAGACCCAAGAGAGAGCUCAGGUCGGGGAAAGAACUGUCCGUGUGUAUUUUGGUUGGGCCGUAGAAAUCGGUACUAUGAUGAAAGUUGAGGCUUUAUAUUUGCAUUGCAUAACUAUUUGUUUUAUCACUGAUCAUUACUCGGCAUACAGAGUUAUGACAUGAUGUCUGUUUAUGCCUGUGUAAGGAUGGUUUGCUUUUUGAUUGUUUUCAGUUCCAUCACGUUGCAUCAUCUUAUUCGGAUGCCGGAGAACCCAUUCUCCAAUGACAUUAUUGAUUUUGAUGCAAGAAUUCAAAUGGGAAAGGAUCUCACAGACAAGGAGAUUGAGAGGUACUUUCAUGUAAAUAAAUAACCACAGAUGAUGCUCUUUGAAGAGCAUACGUUUACCUAAUUCAUGUAUAAUUCUGACAUGCGUUAUGAUUUUUCUAUCAAUUUGGUGUAUUUUCCCAUAUAUCUUUUUAACUUUAAGCUACAAAGUCCUCCUAAGUCAUGCUCGGAAUCAUGAGUUGAUGAGGCAUGAUGUCAUCCUCUGCACUUGUACUGCGGCGUCAAAUCCCAACUUCUCCAAACUGGAUUUGCAACAGAUUAUCAUUGAUGAGUGUGCCAUGGCAACUGAGCCUGAAGCCUUCAUCCCCCUUGUGACCCAUAAACCCGAACAGGUAAUUGAUCAUCAAUGACUAAUUAAUUUCUCAAGUUGCAAGCAGGGAAAAGGUUAAAUAAUAAUAAUAAUAUGCCAUUUAGCAGACGCUUUUAUCCAAAGCGACUUACAGUCAUGCGUGCAUAAUUUUUUUUUUGUGUAUGGGUGGUCCCGGGGAUCGAACCCACUACCUUGGCGUUACAAGCGCCGUGCUCUACCAGCUGAGCUACAGAGGAUGUAACCGAUCUUAUGAUUAUGUAUUAUCCUUUCAGAUUGUUUUACUCGGCGAUCACAAGCAAUUGCAGCCCAUUACGCAUUGUGAUCUUUCAGCAAGGUUGGGCAUGAGGAAAUCUCUGUUUGAGCGUUACAUGGAAAAGGCGUUGAUGCUUGAUACGCAGUACAGAAUGGUAUGAAGCAUGCAUUGGUUUCGGAAAUGUUUCCGUGUUCUAUAGUAGAAGUUGUGUGGUUUGAUUGUUCUCUGACAUUCCACAUCUGAUUGCAAACUUGCACGAACAUUCUCUAUUGUCUUUGUCAUCAUUUUCAUUUUGUUCGUAUAGAACUUUGGGAAUUACUCACUGCAAUUUUGUCUUUUCAGCAUGAGCGUAUUUGUGAGUUUCCCUCAAAGGAGUUCUACAAAGGUAUUCUCAAGACUGGAGCACCUCGGAAGGCCAGCGUCCUGCUCACUCAGUCUCAACAUCUGACACCCAUCCUUUUUGGACAUGUUGACGGAAAAGAGAUCAGUCUUGUGGUCUCCACCGAACGGGGGAACGAAAACUCAAAGGCCAACUUCGCAGAGGCUGAGGAAUCGGUGAGCAACAACAACCAAGCAAUGUUACAAAACACUGUCAAUGCAUAAUGCCAUGCUAACGGUGAAACAUCAACAUUUUGUUUUUUUGUCAGGUUCGCAUCGCUUCUCUGUUGAUCAAGCGUGCUGGGGUGGCAGCUAGAGACAUAGCUAUUCUAACGCCAUACAAUGCCCAGGUAGCCAAGGUGAAUGAAACCCUGUUAAACAACCAUAUCCAGAAUGUCAACGUGAGCACCAUCACAAAGAGUCAAGGUACAGUUAUUUUGUCCAUGGAGCACAAAGAUACAGUAUAUAAAAGAUACAAUAUAUAGAAAGGGAAGGGAAACUGAACUCCAGCUGAGUAUUUAUACUUUUUUUCUACAGGAAGUGAAUGGCGUUAUGUCAUCUUGUCCACUGUGCGCUCUUGUCCCAAGUCGGAAAUUGACACAGAGCCAACCAAAGCAUGGCUCAUCAAGAUGCUUGGUUUCAUCAUAGACCCAAACCAAGUCAAUGUGGGCAUCACUCGGGCUCAGGAGGGACUGUGCAUUAUUGGUAAGAAAAUGUUCCAGGUGAUAUUAUACAGCCAAUGUCUCUCUGUUCACCUUGUUGACUCAUAUCAGGCACCACUGUAGCACUCAUAUAGCCAGCUUCCCAGACAGAUUUAGCCUAGUCCUGUACUAAAAACCACUUUAAAUGACUAGCUUUAAUCUGUGUCCAGGAAACCGGCCUUUAGAGUCUAAAUUAAGGAAAUAGGUGCAAUGAUAGUGUGCACUGAAAAGUGAAUUAACAAUCAAAUCAAACCAACAAUGCAUUUAUUUUUUAAUAAAAAAGUAAAAUAAAACAACAACAAAAAAGUGUUGAGAAAAAAAGAGCAGAAGUAAAAUAAAAUAACAGUAAGGAGGCUAUAUACAGGGGGGUACCGGUGCAGAGUCAAUGUGCGGGGGCACUGACUAGUUGAGGUAGUUGAGGUAAUAUGUACAUGUGGGUAGAGUUAAAGUGAUUAUGCAUAAAUAAUUAACAGAGUAGCAGCAGUGUAAAAAGAUGGGGUGGGGGUGGGGGGGGCUGUGCAAAUAGUCUGGGUAGCCAUGAUUAGCUGUUCAGGAGUCUUAUGGCUUGGGGGUAGAAGCUGUUGAGAAGCCUUUUGGACCUAGACUUGGCGCUCCGGUAUCGCUUGCCGUGCGGUAGCAGAGAGAACAGUCUAUGACUAGGGUGGCUGGAGUCUUUGACAAUUUUGAGGGCCUUCCUCUGACACCGCCUGGUAUAGAGGUCCUGGAUGGCAGGAAGCUUGGCCCCAGUGAUGUACUGGGCCGUACGCACUACCCUCUGUAGUGCCUUGCGGUCGGAGGCCGCACUACAGCCCUGUCGAUGAGAAUGGGGGCGUGCUCAGUCCUCUUUUUUUUCCUGUAAUCCACAAUCAUCUCCUUUGUCUUGGUCACGUUGAGGGAGAGAUUGUUAUCCUGGCACCACACUGCCAGGUCUCUGACCUCCUCCCUACAGGCUGUCUCAUCGUUGUCGGUGAUCAGGCCUACCACUGUUGUGUCGUCGGCAAACUUAAUGAUGGUGUUGGAGUCGUGCCUGGCCAUGCAGUCAUGGGUGAACAGGGAGUACAGGAGGGGACUGAGCACGCACCCCUGAGGGGCCCCCGUGUUGAGGAUCAGCGUGGCAGAUGUGUUGUUACCUACCCUUACCACCUGGGGGUGGCCCGUCAGGAAGUCCAGGAUCCAGUUGCAGAGGGAGGUGUUUAGUCCCAGGAUCCUUAGCUUAGUGAUGAGCUUUGAGGGCACUAUGGUGUUGAAUGCUGAGCUGUAGUCAAUGAAUAGCAUUCUCAGGUAGGUGUUCCUCUUGUCCAGGUGGGAAAGGGCAGUGUGGAGUGCAAUAGAGAUUGCAUCAUCUGUGGAUCUGUUGGGGCGGUAUGCAAAUUGUAGUGGGUCUAGGGUUUCUGGGAUAAUGGUGUUGAUGUGAGCCAUAACCAGCCUUUCAAAGCACUUCAUGGCUACAGACGUCAGUGCUACGGGUCGGUAGUCAUUUAGGCAGGUUAUCUUAGUGUCCUUGGGCACGGGGACUAUGGUGGUCUGCUUGAAACAUGUUGGUAUUACAGACUCAGUCAGGGACAUGUUGAAAAUGUCAGUGAAGACACUUGCCAGUUGGUCAGCACAUGCUCGGAGUACACGUCCUGGUAAUCUGUCUGACCUGCUUAAAAGUCUUACUCACAUCGGCUACGGCUACAGCUACGGAGAGCGUGAUCACAUAGUCAUCCGGAACAGCUGGUGCUCUCAUGCAUGCUUCAGUGUUGCUUGUCCCUUGUCUAUUGUUAGAUUCCCAUUGUUGUUACAUUCUUUUGUACACUUCUGCUCUCAGCCUCUACUGGCGCUGGCGUUGACAUGCGCCUUGGCGGUUUACAUUUGCUCUUUGUUUCCCUUUAGGAAACCGAGAGUUGCUGUGGUGCAAUUCACUGUGGAGGAAGCUAUUGGUUCAUUACCAGGAACGUGGCUGUGUGGUGGAUCCUGCUAAGGACAUUCAAGUUCAAAACCCACACGUCAAAACCAAAUCAAAGGCCAAAGUAGCUUCGAAGUUGCGAAAAAGAAAAUGCUAGAGAUUCUGCAGUACCUACAAUUGACUGCUGGGGAUGAUUUUGAAAAUUUAGAUAUGCAUUGCUAAGGUGCUGCUUGAUGUCUUGAUCUUUAACACUUGUGAAAAAGGGAAGACUUUUGCACUACUGAAGAGUUAAUGAAGUCGAUUUUUAUGAUUGUUUUUUGCAUAUGAAUAUAAUAUGGACUGUUAUCAUUACAAUACCAUUGUGUAUUUCAGAACUAUGUAUAAAAGAAAAGCGACAAUCAUUGCACUGGUAAUACAAAAAGAUUUAAUAUAUAUAUUUCUACCUUUUUGUUGUUAACCUUGACUUUUUGUACAUAUGCUUUUUAAGUGUUAGAGGUGCUUUAUACUCAGUCAGAUGUUUUGUAUGUUUUAUAAUGAUUGUGAAAUGUUUUAAUCAUUGUAUAUUAAACUAGCCCUGC